AGCCCACUCGCCGCCGCCCGCGCCGCAAAACCAGCCCCCCAAACCCUAUACCCCGCCUCCUCUCCUCUCCUCCCCGAUUGCCGGCUCAGCUUCCUCUUCCCUGUCGACGGCGAGGACUACCCUUCGCGCUCCCUCGCUCAGGCCUCGCUAGGCGAUCACAGGCGGCAGGGAGACCCGCUCGCGCCGACGAGCCCAGCGGCGGCGCGGUAAUUAAGCAGGAGAGGAACCGGCGGCCCGAGCGGCGGGGUCCAAAAUGAGCGACGACGUGAUAUGGCACUGCAUCCGCCACAACCACUGCAGCUUCAUGGCCAAGAUCACGACAGGGAUAUUCUGCCGCAACCCCUACAACGCGACGGGUAUCUGCAACCGGAGCUCCUGUCCGCUUGCCAACAGUCGCUAUGCUACUAUCCGGGAUCAUGACGGUGUUUUCUAUCUGUACAUGAAAACUGCUGAAAGAGCUCAUCUGCCAAACAAAUUAUGGGAGAGAGUCAAACUGCCAAAGAAUUACGAGAAAGCAAUGGAUGUCAUAAACAAGCAUCUUGAAUUUUGGCCUAAGUUACUUGUGCACAAGAUCAAACAACGGCUGACAAAAAUGACUCAGUAUCGUAUAAGAAUGAGGAAACUUCAACUGAAAGUGAGGGAGAAGGUCAUGACAAUGCCCAGGAAACAAACACAGCGUGAUCUCCGGAGAUUAGACAAAGCUGAAAGGGCUGCUCAACUAGAAAAGAAUAUUGAAAAUGAAUUGAAGGAACGCCUGACUAAAGGUGUUUAUGGUGACAUCUACAAUUAUCCCUUCAAAGCGUUUGAUGUUGUUCUUGAUAUGGAAAAAGGUGAAGUGGCUCCUGAAGAAGAGGAGGAAGAAGAAGGCGAGAUAGAAUAUGUCGAAGGUGAUGAUAUGGAAGAGAUGGAUGAUAUGGAAGAUAUGGAAGACUUCGAAGGCCUCAGUGACGGAGGCACAGAUGAAGAUGAUGUUUUGGAUGAUCCAGUAUCAAAGAAACCCAAGGGAUCAUCUUCUUCGAAGCAAAACGCCGGGAAAAGGUCUAGGAAGGUUAUGACUGAGGUGGAACAAGACGAAGAGAUAAAUACGAGGCAGAGGCGAAGGGCAUGAAUGUGAAAUCUGCAAAUGUAACUCCAGUUCUAUGGUGUUAGAUGCUGGUAGCCACUUUUGUUGUAUGUUAGAUCAUUCUACUUGCCUUCAUCAUACUGUAACGUGGAGAAUUCAUCUGUGGUCCCUGUUGAGAAGUUGGCGAAUAAUUUGUCGUGGUUUACAUCAUUAUACAUUGCUAUAUGUUACGAGGAAAAAAACGGAUUCUAGCUUAGUUGAGGAUGUGGGAGACCAUCUAGUUCCCGAGGCGAAUUUAGGUAUCUAUUUUGUAACUCAUUCAUUGGUCAAGUUUUGUUUUUGUUAUGCGGAAAACCAAAGUCCUGCGUUUACGAACACAUUUACACAUUGGUAUCGAAGCAACCUGAUGCAAAAUA
This is a messenger RNA of Sorghum bicolor (sorghum), 1479 nucleotides long. RefSeq names its product protein MAK16 homolog. Lineage: Eukaryota; Viridiplantae; Streptophyta; Magnoliopsida; Poales; Poaceae. Gene Ontology annotation, cellular component: preribosome, large subunit precursor; nucleolus. The record is from RefSeq and is a predicted model, not a curated record. The transcript is spliced from 9 exons. Gene Ontology annotation, biological process: maturation of 5.8S rRNA; maturation of LSU-rRNA. Bases 254 to 1108 code for a protein of 284 amino acids.